This is a messenger RNA of Triplophysa dalaica, 3330 nucleotides long. It is a transcript of the gene znf408, whose product is annotated as zinc finger protein 408. The coding region runs from base 838 to 3210 and encodes 790 amino acids. The record is from RefSeq and is a predicted model, not a curated record. The transcript has 4 exons. Lineage: Eukaryota; Metazoa; Chordata; Actinopteri; Cypriniformes; Nemacheilidae.
CGAUAAUUUUCCCGGAGUUUCAACUGGAUAAAUAGAUCAUCAAGUGGCCGAUGCGAAGAGGAAAUAUAGCCCAGAGUUGGUUGAUUUUUUUCCAUUCUUGUUUAAUACGUUUAAAUAAGCAAACAGAUCCGACCAGUUAUUGAUAGGUUAACGCUGCUAGGUUACGUUAGUAUUAUGUCCUACUUUGCUAAAGAUAAAGAUGUGCAUGGGUUAUAUAGACGCAAACAAAAACAAUGUUUAGUUGGAGAUUUACUUUACUAAGUGACAUCCACACAGUGUUUAAUGCCACUAACUAUGUGAAAUUUAUCAGGCAUCAGGGUUCAAAUUAAGAUCCGAGCUAACGUUAGCUUAAUAUUUGUCACAUCAGCUAACGUAAGCUCCACAAUGCUGCAUAACAUCAUAGACUGCCAAAGAACCACGUGGAACACCAACACCGUUUACGUUUACCUUUUGUAGUGUUUAUUGAAAGUGUUCAAAUUUACAUUAUGCAUGCAACAUUAUAGAUUUUAUGUUAUGUAAUCAAGCUUUACUCUAAUGUCGAGAUUGUGGUUUUCACUAAAAAAUAUUAUAAUAAAAAUCAUUAUCAAUUUUAUCAUAAAUCAAAAUAGACUAUGAAUAAGCCUUCUGUUGGUUGUACAGUACUAUUGAAUUAGUAAUAGCUGAACUAAAUCUUGAUAAAUAUUCAAAGCUUUAAAUGCUGAUCUCCGUCCUAAUGUCAAUAUUGCCUAAUGCCUAAUAUACAUUUUUAGUAUUAAAUCAAUAUUUAUUAUAAUAAGUAUUAAUUAUAUGUAUGUCACAUAACUAAAUUGAUCCUUUAAAAUCAAGAAGUGUCAAAGUAUGAUCAUUUUAACAUGUUUUCUAGUGGCUACACACAUUGGAAGCAAUAAAAAGUCUGAGGAUAUGAGGGAUUCCAUUCACAGCUUUCUGAGAUCAAUACCAAGAGGCCUGACCCUCGGCCAUUCUCUGGCCAAAGAUGGACAGCUGGGUUUGUGGUGUGUUGGGCGAGUGUUACAGAAAGGCACUUUGCUAGGUCUGAAGGAGCCUGACCAAAUGAUCAGCAAGGAAAAGUCAGAAGAGGGAUUACAAAAUGCAUGCCAAAAUGCGUUGAAAGGACAACUCUUUGAUGAGAUGUAUUGGAUAAGGUUUGCCUGCAGUACUCACAAUAAGGAAAAUAAGAAUAUCAGUAUGCUUGAAGUGGAUGGAAGGCUGUGUUUACAGGUCAGUCAGGACAUUAAGCCCGGAACAGAACUGCUCUUGUGGGGAGAUCAACAAGAACCCCCUCUUGAGCCUCUGGAAUCAGAGGAUAAAAUAGCAGCAAUUCAAGUAGAAAUCUGCAAAUAUGAUCCACCAGAUAAAGAGCAAGAGGAAGUUCUGGAGGCUAUCCCUCCAAUUCACCCUGAGGAUGCAGCCUGUGCAUAUUCUGUCCACAUUGGUUCAGAACAAAAUACUGACGGGAAAGUCACACAAGAAGAUGCCAAACCUCAGAUUGUCAGGAGUAAACCUCAAAUCAAGUUAAAAAGAACUCGGGACUCCAAAGCCUGUAAUUCUAGUAACCUAGAGAAGCAUGGAACAGACGGGGCACAUGGGGAGAGGAAAGCUGAGCAGGCUGAGGAGCUUACCGCUAGAGAUGAGAUACAGAACAUUGAUGUAUCUACAUCACAAGUCCUGAAUUCAUCAGAGCAGCUGAGGCCAGAGAGAAGCCUGAGAGCCAGCUCUCGCCUUGCAGCUAAACCACGAAAAGUGCAUUCCGCAGCUAACCGUACUUACAAACGUGAAAGUCUGAAAAACAAAAAAAAGUUUUUAAAAAUGCGAAACGAGAGUAACGACAUAGAAGAAGUAAGUGAGAACCAAUGUAAUGAAAGAACGCAAGACACUCAGGAUCUCCUUCAGCUCUCCAAUAUACGAGAGAGGAGGUACAAAUGUGACCAGUGUGAAAAGAGCUUCUUUCAGCUGUGCCAUCUUAAGAAACACAACUUGACGCAUCAAGAUCAGAAGCCGUACUUGUGUAAUGAGUGUGGUAAAUGCUACAGUUCGCAGGAAAGCUUCCAAGCUCACCUGCUAAUGCACCGCGGUCAGAGGCCCUUUAAAUGCACGCACUGUGACAAAUGUUACGGCUUGAAACGUGACCUCAGGGAACAUCUAGUACUCCACACAGGGGAGAAGCCAUAUGUCUGUGACGUCUGCGGAAAAGCUUUUGCUCGCCGACCCUCGCUACGCGUCCACAGAGAAGUCCACCGGACCAAAGAGCCUGACUACCAGGCUCCUAAGAUAAAGUGCCCGGAGUGCAAUAAAGAACUAUCCACUUCUGGUUCUUUGCGAAACCAUAUGCGUCUCCACAGUGGAGAACGGCCGUACGUCUGCCAGUACUGUAACAGGAGCUUUCGGCAACGUGGGAAUUUACUGGGACACUUGCGCAUCCACACUGGAGAGAAACCCUACAAGUGCGAUCAUUGUGACCAGUGCUUCUCUCAAGUACCUGAACUGCGCAGGCAUAUGAUUUCCCACACGGGUGAGAUGUAUCUCUGUCCCGUGUGUGGUAAGGCUUUACGGGACCCUCACACACUACGGGCCCACGAACGCCUUCACACGGGAGAAAGGCCUUACAAAUGUGAACAGUGUGGGAAAGGGUACACGAUGGCGACCAAGCUACGGCGCCACUUAAAAUCUCAUCAGGAGGGGAAGCCGCACAAGUGUCAGGAGUGUGGCGCUAAAUACAAAAUGAUGCAGAGUCUACAGCGACAUAUACUGUCACACAAACAAGCUGGGCACUCAUUGCCAGUGCAAGGUCGAGCCAGAAGGUCAGGCCGUAAAACACAGAGUGAGCCAGGCAAGAGUGACGCCAUCAGAUUGGAGAAUGGACAAGUUGUGCCUUACGUUCAAGCCCCUGAUGACUUUACAAUAGUGUCUCACCCGGAAAGUGUAGUCUUGGACUCUGGCGUGUACCACCGUGACACAAUUGAUAAGGGGCUUGAACAAAUUGAGUUCAGUGAGAAUAUUAUUCAGUUUAUCGUCACAGAUAGCAAUGCUGAGUGUAUUGUAAUUCAAGACCAGUCUGCUGAUGCCAAGUGUCUAGAAAUUCAGGAAGCUAAUACUGAAUGUAUAGUUGUGCAGGAUGGCAAUGCAGAACAGGAUCCUAAUAGUUGUUUAGUCAUAUUACAAAGUCAGGAUGAUCUUAGCUCAGUGGCAGAAACUGUCGAAAUAGAAAUGUAAUUUUCAUAUUUAUAGAGUGUCUUCACAUUUUGUUUCAGCCCAAAGCAACAACAAGACAAUUAUAAUGACACAAACAAUCAUUUUACUUCUUUGUUAAAUAAACAUGGCAGCUUUGUUGAA